CUCUAUUGGUUUAUUGCCUUUCUUCUCUGUCCCUCUCUCUCUUUUCCCAAAAUGGAUAAAAAACCCUGCAAUUCUCAGGAUGCUGAAGUGAGAAAAGGGCCAUGGACCUUAGAAGAAGACUUGAUUCUUAUCAACUAUAUUGCUAAUCAUGGUGAAGGUGUUUGGAACUCUCUAGCCAAAUCUGCUGGACUGAAACGUACUGGAAAAAGUUGCCGCCUCCGAUGGCUGAACUACCUGAGGCCUGAUGUCCGCAGAGGUAAUAUCACAGAUGAAGAACAACAGUUGAUCAUGGAACUGCAUGCUAAGUGGGGGAACAGGUGGUCCAAAAUCGCAAAGCAUCUGCCAGGAAGAACCGAUAACGAGAUUAAGAAUUUCUGGAGGACCAGAAUCCAAAAGCACAUAAAGAAUGCAGAAACAUUCACUGCGCAGAGUUCUGAUCAGACACAUGAUCAAGCAACUACAAGCCAAGUCAUGGGUGCUGCACAUGUUGCUGAUUCUUAUUCUCCACCAUCCUACCCUGCCAAUCUCGAGGCUUUUCCGGGUCCUUCAUCGGCUGAAUCCAAUGAUAAUUUCUGGACCAUGGAAGACAUCUGGUCUAUGCAGCUACUUAAUGGAGAUUAAGUACAAAACCAUAUAUAUAUAUAUAUAUAUAUACUCUAGUUUGCCCUAAAUAUUAGGUUUGUCUAUAGCUGAAACCUUAGUAUUUUCUAUAUGAUAAGGUCGAACCAUAUAUUCACUGCUGUAAUAUAAUAUUUCUACCUCUAUAUCUAUAUAUAUACAUAUA
This is a messenger RNA of Vitis riparia (riverbank grape), 784 nucleotides long. RefSeq names its product myb-related protein 305-like. Gene Ontology annotation, cellular component: nucleus. Gene Ontology annotation, molecular function: DNA-binding transcription factor activity; sequence-specific DNA binding. Gene Ontology annotation, biological process: regulation of DNA-templated transcription. The transcript has 3 exons. The record is from RefSeq and is a predicted model, not a curated record. Bases 52 to 621 code for a protein of 189 amino acids. NCBI's taxonomy places the organism in Eukaryota, Viridiplantae, Streptophyta, Magnoliopsida, Vitales, Vitaceae.